GUGGGUGACCUCCCUCACACAUUCGGGAAAAAUGACAGCUUAGCCGCCUGAUACAAAGUCAAGCCGCUUCAGCCUGCUAAGAUCCUCCGUUUCAACAUGUCUGAGAAAGAACUGGGUCAGAAAUGGGACCGCUGCCUGGCGGACUGCGCUAUCAAAGUCGGUGCUGGUCUUGGUUUAGGUAUUGUCUUCUCGGUUAUAUUCUUUAAACGCAGGACAUUGCCAAUUGCGUUUGGCACAGGAGUAGGGCUGGGCAUGGCUUACUCAAACUGCCAGAACGACUUAAGUUCACCGUAUCUUCUACACAGUAACACCACUAAGGAGCAGUAGCACCGUCCCAUGAAGGAGUUUGUCUUCGUCUUUUGUUGCCCACGAGAGCCGACAGCCUAAUGUCACUCUGUGGGCUUGUCCUCACCCUUCAUCACUUCUGUGUGCCUGAACCAGACGUUCUGUCUUUAUUUAAUCACAUUGUUUAAAAAAACAAAACGAACACAAAAAAAACAGGUUAUGUUGGCAAAUGUAGAUUUAAGAAUGAUAUGCUAUGGAACAAAUGCAGUAAUUAAAUGCUAUUUUAUGACAUCAACAAAUGA
Molecule: messenger RNA, 587 nt
Organism: Pygocentrus nattereri (red-bellied piranha)
Lineage: Eukaryota; Metazoa; Chordata; Actinopteri; Characiformes; Serrasalmidae
Gene: micos10
Product: mitochondrial contact site and cristae organizing system subunit 10
Exons: 4
Coding region: 97-327 (76 amino acids)
Cellular component (GO): mitochondrial inner membrane; mitochondrion; MICOS complex
Source: RefSeq, a predicted model, not a curated record